Messenger RNA from Triplophysa dalaica, 4364 nucleotides. RefSeq names its product dihydrouridine synthase 4-like (S. cerevisiae) (gene dus4l). Gene Ontology annotation, molecular function: tRNA dihydrouridine synthase activity; flavin adenine dinucleotide binding. Lineage: Eukaryota; Metazoa; Chordata; Actinopteri; Cypriniformes; Nemacheilidae. The record is from RefSeq and is a predicted model, not a curated record. The transcript is spliced from 6 exons. The coding region runs from base 267 to 1187 and encodes 306 amino acids. Gene Ontology annotation, biological process: tRNA processing.
ACGAAUGCGCGCGCGUGUGAAUAGUGAGACACCGGUGCAGUAUCAAAACAAGUGUUUUAUUGUAAUAAUUUGUCGAGUUAACUGUUGUAAGGCUAAAGUAACGUUAUGUUUAAUGUUUGCAUGAGCUUUUUUCUUUAGCUGACUGAAAAUGGAAAAGCUCAAUAUUGCGUGUUUGUACGGUUAGGCUUCGAAAAGACUCCCACAGCAUGUCAUUAUUUAAAGAGACCGAAUUGUUGACAAAUAUAGUAUUAUAAUAAAAAAUAACAAUGCAUAGUGGGAAUGUCAUGGACUUGUUUAACAGCGGAACUACAGUGAAAGUCUGUGCACCUAUGGUGCGAUACUCAAAGUUGGCUUUUAGAGCUUUGGUGAGGAAAUAUGAUUGUGAUUUGUGUUUCACCCCCAUGAUCGUUGCAGAAGACUUCAUGCAAUCUGCUAAAGCAAGAGACAGUGAAUUCACCACCAACAAGAGUGAUCGACCCUUAAUUGUGCAGUUUGCUGCCAAGAAUGCACAGACGCUGGCAGACGCAGCAUGUGUGGUGUCCGCUUUUUCAGAUGGAGUGGAUCUGAAUUGUGGCUGUCCACAAAGGUGGGCUGUGUCUGAAGGUUACGGAGCCUGUCUGAUCAACAAACCUGAGCUGGUCAGAGAUAUGGUGAGACAUGUUCGAAACCAAAUAGACAAUCCCAACUACACAGUGUCCAUUAAAAUAAGAAUCCAUAAGGAUAUCAGGAAGACAGUGGACCUCUGUCAGAAAGUGGAGGCAGCAGGUGUGUCGUGGAUUACGGUUCACGGUCGUACAGCUGAUGAGAGGCACCAGGCCGUCCACUACGAUGCCAUUAAGACCAUCAAGAGCAGCCUGUCCAUCCCCGUCAUCGCAAACGGAGACAUCAAGAACAUGCAGGACGUUGAGUCCACCCGUGACCUCACAGGCGUGGAUGGUGUGAUGGCUGCCCGUGGGUUGCUGGCCAAUCCUGCCAUGUUCGCAGGGUUUGAGGAGACCCCGCUUCAGUGUGUUUGGGACUGGGUAGACGUUGCUUUAGAACACGGGACACCUUUUACUUGUUUCCACCAUCAUUUGAUUUACAUGUUAGAGCGCAUCACCUCUCAGCCUGAGAGGAGAGUGUUCAAUAAUCUAUCCAGUACUUCUGCGGUCAUUGACUACCUCCACAAUGCUUAUGGCUCCUUAUAGUUUGUUUUUAAUGAAUGUAGAUUUUUAAUUGAAAUGAAGGCAGAAAUGCAAAAUGAAUUCUUAAAUAAACCAGUGCUGUUUAUGAUUAAUAUGUAUACACUGUUAUGUCUAGACAAAUUGGUAUGCAGCAUUUGUAGUGCCUUUAAAAUACUUAAUCAAUUCAUCCGGCAUGACCAUCUUGUCUCUAAAGCCAAUGUAUUGUAGGUGUAUGGCUUUGAAAAUGUAUGUAUUUAGUAAGUGCUUUUAUCCAAUAUAUCGUGUUUACAUUUAAUAAAUUAGCAGACGCUAUAAGAAAAGUGACUUUAAAAGAGCCUUUAAAGGGAUAGUUCAUACCCAAAAUGAAGGUCAUCAUUUACUUAUCCUUAGAUUGUUUCAUAAUUGUAUAAAUUACUUUGUUCUGAUGAACACAGAGAAAGAUAUUUGGAAGAAUGUUAGCAGUUUACAGUUGAGGAACAUCAUUGACUACCAUAGUAGGAAGAAUUAAAUGGUAGUCAAAGGUACCCAAGAACCCCAGUUUGUUUUCCUAAAUUAAUGAAAUGUCAAAUUUUCUGUGCAACAAACAGAAAAAUACACAAUCAUUUUUUUCUACUAUGGUAGUGAAUGAUUUCCCCGAACUAAAAAUUGCUGACAUUCUUCCAAAUAUAUUUCUCGGUGAUCUACAGAACAUAGAAAUUUAGGUUUGAAACAACCUGAGUGUGAGUAAAGUAUGAUAGGAUUUUCCAUUUUGGGUGAAGUGUCCCUUUAACAUUAUAUCUGAAGUGAUUUGUAAGUGAUAUUCCAAAAACCAGAGGCUCGUGGGUUUAAGUCUCUGGUAAUAGUCAUAUGACUGAAGAUUUUACCAGAAGUUUUUGAAGCAUGCAGUGACCAGUGGUCUGGUGGUAAUGUGCACUUGACCAGGGCUUGAUAGCUCAGGGUUCAAAUCCAGCUUUGGGUGAUCUCUCACAUCUCUUAUGUGGUCCAGGUAAGUGUAAAGAGAUAAAAUUACCAGGAGAUUUGAUUCUGACAUGCAGAGUCCUGUGGCUCAGGGGUAAGAAUCACUGGGUUAGAAUUUGGUAGUUGAGGUUUCAAGGCUUACUUUGUGUUCUUGCUCACAUUUCAUGUGUUUCAGGUUUCAAUAACAGGGAUAAAGUUACCAGGAGGACUCCUUCAGUCAUGCAGUGCCCAAUGGCUCAGUGUUAAGGAACACUACUCUAAGAUCAAGAGGUCUGGGGUUUGAGGCCAGGUAUAGACCUGCAUCUGAAUGACCAGCGGAGAAGACGACCAGCGGAGAAGACGACCAGCGGAGAAGACGACCAGCGGAGAAGACGACCAGCGGAGAAGACGACCAGCGGAGAAGACGACCAGCGGAGAAGACGACCAGCGGAGAAGACGACCAGCGGAGAAGACGACCAGCGGAGAAGACGACCAGCGGAGAAUGCACUCCAUAAAUUGGGGUUUUGUCAACGUUAUUUUUUGUUGUAGCAGCUAGCUAUCAGCCAGUUCCAAGGAACUGUUAAGUAUUUUUGUAAAAUUUAGGUAAAAUUUUGGCUUCUGGUGUAUAACCCCCUGUGCCUGCACUCUUGAACCUCGGGGGAGACACGCUCCAACGUCUCCCCCUUUCACGGUUUGGGUAUCUUCUCACGCCCUCCAGUCUUCAUGUCUUGCUUCUUCCUUCAGGCUGGGAUUUGGUUCCUGGUUCCUGCUUGAUCUGUUUCCUGUGGUGAUUCCAGUCAUGCACUGGCUUUGAACCCUAGACCUUCUGAUCUAGUUCCAGUGCUCUUCCAACUGAGCCAUUGGGUCCUUCACAAAUUUUACAGUUCUCCGGGCGUAUUUAUCUUUUUUUUUUAAACAAGUUGCGCAUAAGAGAUGUGGUUGAACACUUAGAGUGUCUGAGUCAAGGAUUGAACCUGUUAUCACUUGUUUCAGUCUCAGAGCUUGUACCCCUCAGCCACUGGGCCCUGGAUGUUAUAUACAGUUCUCCGGGAGUAUUUAUCUUUUUUUUUUAAACAAGUUGUGCAUAAGAGAUGUGGUUGAACACUUAGAGUGUCUGAGUCAAGGAUUGAACCUGUUAUCACUUGUUUCAGUCUCAGAGCUUGUACCCCUCAGCCACUGGGCCCUGGAUGUUAUAUACAGUUCUCCGGGAGUAUUUAUCUUUUUUUUUUAAACAAGUUGUGCAUAAGAGAUGUGGUUGAACACUUAGAGUGUCUGAGUCAAGGAUUGAACCUGUUAUCACUUGUUUCAGUCUCAGAGCUUGUACCCCUCAGUCACUGGGCACUGGAUGCUAUACAAAGUUCUCCGGGCGUAUUUAUCUUUUUUUUUAACGAGUUGCGCACAAGAAAUGUGAUUGAACAUUUAAAGUGUCAGUGACCAGCCUUGAACCCUUGACUUCAUGUUCUCAUUGUAAAUGCUCAUCCUCCAGUGCCAUCGUGCAAGGGACGCUUGAAACUGUUCUCCGUACGGAUAUAUCUGUUAUUCUUUAAACCAAGACUGAAUAGGAGAGACAAAUAAAGUGUCAGAGUCUGGGAUUGAACUCAAGACCAUUUACACCGGUCUCAGCGCUCAUAUUGCUGAGCCAUUGAGCUGCACCCAUUUGUGAUAGUUCUGAUUUAGCUGAACUGACUUUUUAAGGUGAGGUCUUCAAUGCAAUGUCAAGGCUUAAAACACUGAGAUUUGAACCAAGGCUUUCAGGUACAAAAGUCAAGAGAUUAACCCCAUAGUUUUUUAAUUUGCAGCAGUUCGCUUUUUGUUAAAUACCAUUUAAAAAUCUUAAGAGUGAGAUUUGAACCAAGACCAUUUAAACCCUGAGUUGUUUAGUUUGCAAAGGUUUGAUAUGAUUUUCUCUGGGUUCUUUGUUUUCUGUGUAUUUUCUGUAGAGUUUUGAAUGAGAUUUAAAGACUUUCAGGUAAGAAAGGCAAGAGCUUAACCCCCUGAACCAAUGUGUUUUAGUAUAAGUGUUUGGAUUUGUUCUGGGUUCUUUGACUUUCAAAGUCUUAUAUUAAGAAAACAGAACAUUCAAACCCUAAACCAUCAAACUUCAUACUUAAGUGCACAUUUUUUGUGAGUAAUGGUGCUUAAAAGCAGUGUGAUAUCAACCAAGAUGUUUAGGAAAAGGAAUGAAGCUGUCAAACUCUGAAUCAAUGAAUUUGUGAUAAUUCAACAUAUUGUUGUUGAUAUACAAAUAAAAACUUUAAAGUUCAA